GUGCCCUAAAGCAAAAACCUCUUAAAGAUAAAAAUGUAAAAGCCACUCUUAACUCAGGAGCACAAAUCUUGCUGGGAGGCUGAGUCUGCCCACCCUACUGUACGACGAACCCGACAAGCACAAGUCCUCGGUCACGGACACACGUUUCCGUCUCGACUAGAUACUACCAAGUUGCCCUCCAAGGGCACGUGGCAAGUCACCCCUAGCAACAAAGAGUUUCUCCAGCUCUAUAAAAGAUGCACUAAGCCCGGGCCCAGAGGAAAACAGGAGGUGUCAGGGGAAGUGGCCAGUGAGUGCUGACCCUGAGGGAGCACCGAGAACCCUUGAGAAGCAGGAAGGCUGAGAAACGGGGGUCUCUGCAGCCAGCAGCUCCCAGUCUCGCUCAGCCCUGUGUGUCACAGCCAGUGAUGAAAAGCCCAAGCUCUUUAUUUUCUUGUAUUUUGGUCUUUAUUCCCCCCUGGGUAGGGCUGAGGUCUGUGCUGAGCCUGCAGCUCCGUGCUCCAGGGGGAGGUGCCGUGGAAACCCACCUGGCUGCAAAUCCUGCCUGGCUCUGCCACCCACUGGUGCUGUGGCCUUGGGCAGGGCCCGUGACUCCUCUGAGGCCUUCCCUCAUCUACAGCACAUCAGUUGGCAGGACGAAAUGUCCAAAGCGUGAUGAAAGCUGCCUGACUAGUGACAGGUACCCAACGGCCCCACGUAAACGGGCUUAGGACGUGAAUCCCCAGUUCCGACCUGCCCUCCUGCCUCUGCGGCUCUGUUAAGCCGGCGCCCCCCUUCCCAAGGAGCUGGGCAGAGCGGGCUUCCGUGUGCAGAGUGUGAACUGCCUCACUGAGAUGGAGUUGGGGCUGCGUCCUGGGGGACCCAGCCGCUAGAUGGCAGGGUGUAAACAGAUCAGCACGUGACGACCCUGACCAGCUGUAGCCACCAGGGGGCACCCGAGCCCCAGAGAUGGCCCUGACCUGCCAGACACAUUCACUCCUGAGCCUGAAAGUCUGUUCCUUGGCAGGCUGGAGGGUAAAUUGGGAUGGAAAGUGGCAGGCCUGGGCACUCCUGGUCAGACUGCCCCAGGCAGGCCCCAUGGCCCGUGGAAGACUGUCAGGACCAAAGCCGAGGCCUGGUUGUACCUGACUGCUACCCGUGAGCUGGGUCAAAGCCCUUCCCUCCCGGGCACAGCUCACAGAGUUGGUAUAGCUCCACGGUCCCUUCCAGCCCCACACUACAUGGCUCUAGGAUGCAGCAACGGGGCAGUUUGUUCCUUUUCACUCCCAGCCUAGCUCAUCUCCACUUCGGGCAGGGAAUGGCCAGGGACACCAUGUGUCCUGGUCCCCCAGUUCCAAAGCCCUGGGGACUCUGCGGGAGUAACGUGAGGAGCAGUGUGCGAGAGGCAGUGUGCAGGAGGAGGAAGAGCAGGGUCAGGUGUGCCAAGAGCCUGGAAGGGUCUUGCCUCACUCGGGACAGAUAUCCGGUUUCCUCUGGCCUCCACCAGAUCUCCGGGGGCUUAGAGGCAUGACUCACAGGGGGUUAUUGGGGAAUUCCCAGCUAAUCAGAACUUGGGACGCUGCCUAUCUGAGUGCGGGGUGGGGAUGAGAGGCAAGAUCCCAGGACCCUGGCCCCUCAGGAGGGAGGUCACCCGAGAAAGCAGCCUCCUGGGUUUGAGGGUAGAAAUGGGGGCAGCCAGCUUCUUCCUUCUCUUAGAAUGUGGGGGCCUGGGGUGCAGGUAGUUGGAGAACCCCAAAGGAGAGGGGCAGAGGGGUUGCCCCAGCAUGUCUGCCAUCAUGGAGGGGGCAUAUCUUCCCCAUCCGUCUGAUGGCCUCCAGUCUCCCUGGCUUUUAUCAGUGGCUCAGCGGUUGUUCAGCUGUUCUUUUCAAACUCCCUGGGGCCACUCAGGCCUGGGUGGGGCUGGAGGGGGAGGAAAGGCGCUCAGGGGGUCAAGACGUCAAAGAAGGAGCAGAGAUUCCACAAUUUCACAAAACUUUCGCAAACAGCUUUCUGUACCAACCCCCUGCAUUGUCCUGGACGCUGAUUUGCAUAUCGUCGGAAGUUAUUACUAAGCCUUGGUCUCAGCCCCAGGUAAUUCCCUCUCAGGCUCCAUGGCGUUCUGUAUAAAGGCCCUCAGAAGCAGGUCGCUGACAGAGCCCAGAGCCCACAGCCCGUCCACACCUAUGGCUGAACCCGCUGCCCAGAACCCCAUGAGGUUGAUGGCCCUGCAGCUGCUGCUCUGGCUGUGUGCGCUCUGGACAGGGCAAGAAGCCACCCCCCUGGGACCUGGCAGCUCUCUGCCGCGGAGCUUCCUGCUCAAAUGCUCAGAGCAAGUGAGGAAGAUCCAGAUGGCUAGUGCAGAGCUGCAGGAGAAGCUGUGUGCCACCUACAAGCUGUGCCAUCCUGAGGAGCUGGUGCUGCUCGGUCACUCUCUAGGCAUCCCCCAGGCUUCCCUGAGCAGCUGCUCCAGCCAAGCUCUGCAGCUGACAGGCUGCCUGAGCCAGCUCCACAGUGGCCUGCUUCUCCACCAGGGCCUCCUACAGGCCCUGGCAGGGAUCUCCCCCAAGCUGGCCCUCUCCGUGGACAUGUUGCAGCUGGAUGUGGCUGACUUCGCCUCCACUGUCUGGCAGCAGAUGGAAGACCUGGGGGUGGCAUCUGCCAUGCGGCCCACCCAGGGCACCAUGCCAACCUUCGCCUCUGCCUUCCAGCGCCGGGCAGGAGGCGUCCUGGUCAUCUCCCACCUGCAGAGCUUCCUGGGGCUGGCACACCACUUUCAGUACUACCCUGCCCAGCCCUGAGCCUCGCCCUCCCCAUCCGGUGUAUUUAUCUCUAUUUAAUAUUUAUGAUUAUUUAAGCCACGUAUUUAAAGAUAAGGAAAAGCGGAAAGGAGUCCCAGACUUCUGGGCCUUUCCCUCCAACUCUGAGUCUCAUUCUCCUGCCUGUAGCAGCGGGAAGAGCUCCUGUCCUCCUGUCUCCGGGACUGGGAGGUAGAUAGGUAAAUACCAAGUAUUAUUCCCGUGACUGCUCCUGGCCCUCUGUGGUGGGCACCUGCCCCUGAGAUUCCACCCUGGCCCGUGGGGCAUCAGGAGGUCUCCCAUGUGGGAGACCAGACACCUGUUUAAUAUUUAAACAGCAGUGUUCCCCAACCAGUCCUCACGGCCUCACUCUGGCCUCCACUGGGCCUGUGUACACCAGGCUGGCCAGUUCCUAGCCCCACUCCCUGGGCACCGAGUCCCUGAGCAAAGACAAUCGGAGCCAGGAGGCUUAGCCCUGGAGUCCCACAAAUUUGCUGGGGAAUCUAGUGUUUCUUUACUAAAUUUGGGGGGCAUGUCUGACUGCCAGCAUGAGGUGCUCAGGCAUCACCCUUUUCUGUUGUCCCAGAUGCCCGCGGGGUGCCUGUCCCUGCCCUGCUGGUCAGGAUUCUGACUCUUAAGACAGGGCACUUUUUUGCGGGGCUAGAACUGAGAAUGUGAGUGGCAAAAGACAAGGGACAGUUACGGUGGGGCAGGGGGUCGAGUGUGCAAGGAAUCUCAACUGCUUACCCUCCGGCUCUGCCCCCACUUUCUCCUUGUAACCCACCUUUGGAUAAUAAAGUGUUUGUCUCCAGUAAAAA
Molecule: messenger RNA, 3592 nt
Organism: Tupaia belangeri chinensis (Chinese tree shrew)
Lineage: Eukaryota; Metazoa; Chordata; Mammalia; Scandentia; Tupaiidae
Gene: CSF3
Product: colony stimulating factor 3
Exons: 5
Coding region: 2091-2777 (228 amino acids)
Biological process (GO): immune response; positive regulation of myeloid cell differentiation
Cellular component (GO): extracellular region
Molecular function (GO): granulocyte colony-stimulating factor receptor binding; cytokine activity
Source: RefSeq, a predicted model, not a curated record